GAAAGAUGUGGCAACCCGGGGGUUGGACAUGGACCACAUGCAGGCCUUUAGAGGGAGGAGGAGAAAUAUUAGACACGCAGAGAGGGCUGAAUGUGUGGGAGCAAGACAUUUGCACAGCAAUUCAAACAUGGGAGCGACCGUGUCACCCACGCGGUGAGCACAUGCGAUAUGCUGCAAUGGGUGAAGUGGUGAAGUGGUCGGAAACGUCAUGUAACUUAUUACGUGAGCCGCUGUGGCCCAUGCUCGAUGGCGUUGGCUGCGGAUUGGGUUGCAAGGGUCCAGUCUGUGGCUGCAGGGCUGCGGCACCAGAAGGCAUGUCAUUGCGCCCCACAGCCCGGGCAGGGGGGCCGGGUGCCCGAGGUGGGGAGCUCUGGAGCUGCUGUCUUAUCGGCGCUGGUUGCCCGGUAGACCAGACUGGGGCGGUCGCAGAAAAGAAAAUAUUGGGUGGAACGCGGCUUCGACCUGCACAGCGGUGGACUCGCAUAACGGGCCUCGGCAGCGAAACGACGUCAACGCAGCACAACCAUCAUACUAGUCACGACGCGCGCCGUGUAUUCACUACAAUCUGCGGAACCAGUCGCUUCGAGAAACUUUGUACGACCCACGCGCCGCCCGUAUCCGACACUCGACAUCGACGACGCAUCUAAUCGUAGCGUGUCGCUAGCGAUGGAUGCCUCUGGAGAGCCAUCGGCGGCCAAGGAUAACCUUUUCAAGGUGUUCCUGCGUCUUCGCCCGCCUUAUGCCGCGUCAGGCGCUGGCGAGAGGUUCCUGGCCGUCGAGGAGCCAGAGUCGGAAUAUGAAGCAGCAACUCCCACGCACGUCACGCUGACGCCUCCGAGCAACGGGCGGAAACAUGCGACGGAGAAGUACUGCUUCACGCGGGUCCUGGAGGAGGAUGCGUCGCAACUGGAUGUGUUCCAGUGCACGGGAGUGCUGCCUCUUGUCGAGGGCGUCCUGGGCCCUCAGGGAGGAGAAGGAACGGACGCGCUGCUCGCCACGCUCGGCGUCACGGGCUCCGGCAAGACACACACGCUGCUUGGUUCGCGAACGCAAAGGGGGAUGACACAGCUCUCCCUGGACGUGCUCUUCCGUUCCAUCGGCCAAAACAUCGCCACCCCAAACGCCUACGCGUCCCUGGAAGCAUCCGUUGCUGCCUCGGACGUGUCCGAAGCUACAAUCCUAGCCGCGCCGGCUUUCAUAGAUACAGUCUUUGCUGACCCACACGGCGCGUCACGGCCCAACUCAAGGGCGCCGACGCCAAUGAAUGGCGAAUCGUCUGCACCGCCUCCGACCUCGAACCGACGACUCCUGCCUCGGCCUACAGCGUUCGCAACCUCUCCCGACGUUGGCUCCAUCAGUGUAGCAUCGGACCCCGCGGCCGAGUAUGUGGUGCUGGUCUCCAUGUACGAGGUUUACAACAAUGCGAUCCACGAUCUCCUCACGCCGCCGAUCAAGUCGGUGGCCACCAAGGAGUACCGACGACGGGCUCUUCUCUUCAAGGCGACGGAGCAGUCGCAAGACCGCAAGGUCGUGGCGGGACUGAAGAAGGUUCUUUGCACCAGCCUCAGCCAGGCACUGAUGGUGCUUGAGGCUGGUAUUCAUGAGCGGAGCGUGGCAGGCACCAGCAGCAACCGCGCCAGCUCCCGGAGCCAUGGUUUCUUCUGUGUUGAGGUGAAGAAGCGAAGGAAGAGCAGGCGGAACGGGCCAGGGGGCGAGCCGACCUGGGGAGGUAGCACGCUCACCAUCGUGGACCUGGCGGGAAGCGAACGGGCGCGCGAUGCCAAAACCACUGGCGUCACGCUGGCUGAGGCCGGCAAGAUCAACGAGAGCCUGAUGUACUUUGGCCAGUGCCUGCAGCUGCAGGCGGCGGCCGGACAAUCUGCCAAGCCGUCUGGUCUAUCUUUUCGGCAUUGCAAGCUCACCGAGAUCCUGUUCUCCAACACGUUUGCCUCGCCGUCUGGGUUUAGCAGAUCUCACGCCUCGCGAAGGGCCCCCCAAAAGGGUGUUUUGAUCGUCAAUGCGGAUCCUCACGGUGACUUUAGCGCAACAUCUCAGAUCCUAAGGUACAGCGCAUUGGCCUGCGAGGUCACGGCACCCCGUAUCCCGUCAAUCACCCAGGCCAUUCUAGCGGCUACAGCUACAAAGGGCGCCGCGCACCAACAGCACCAGGCGAACCAGAGCAUGGCCAACAGCUCGAUGCUCUCGUUGUCGCCUGUCUUGUCUCCUACCUCGCAUCAUCGCCCCUUCUUUGCUCCGAGCGGCUCGUCCGGAUCGGUGCCUCAGUACUACCACAGCAGCGGCAGCCCCAACAUACAGCGGACUUUGUCACCCUCUAUCAACACGGCGUCGUCGGACGAGCGGGCCACUAUGGAGGCGGCGGCGCUCGAGAUCGCGCGGCUAUCGGAGGAGCUCGACUACAUGCGAUCAACCGUCGAGACGGAGCGGUCGCGGCGCGUCGAGGCUGAGUCGCAGCUUCUCUCGCUCGAGGAUAGGCUGCUCGAGUUGGAGCAGGAGAUCCGCGAGGACUGCAUGGUCGAGUUCGAGCAGCGGUUGGUGGUGGAGAUGGCGCGCUGGAAGGCGUCGCUCGAGCUCGAGAAGGAGCGCGGCGAGGAGCACUGGGACCGCAAGGUCGAGGUGCUCGAGCGGCUGCAGGUCGCGUCGCCCGGGGGCGACAGCUACGACGAGCACGACGACAAGGAGAACGUGCUCGUCGAGAACCUCGAGGAGGAGAACGAGCGGCUACGGCGCGAGGUCAUGGUGCUCAAGCGCGAGCUCGCGGGCCGCAGCCCGACCAAGCGCAAGCCGCUCAUGGAGCGCGAGGACCUGGCCACCGAGGACGUCGGGCCCGGCAGCGCCUCCAACUCGCCCAGGGGCGGCAGCGCCGCCGACAGCCUGCAGCGCAAGAUGGAGCGCCUGCGCGUCAGCGACAACGCGGGGCGGGGGAGCUCCGCCUCGUCGUCGAGCCGGAAUGCCAGUGGGAACGUCGGCCACGGCGGCGGCAGUGCCGGCAGCAGCCCCAGGAAGGUGCGCAAGUUGGCGGCGGCCAAGCGCUGGGAGGCGGCCGGCCAGGACGAUGAAAUGUUCUGACGAGGGUGAAUGUCUCGCGUCUUGCUCUUGAUUGGUUUCUUUCCCCCUUUUCUCUCUCUUUCGCCUGUCACCUGGUUCUUUCCGCAGAAUCCGGCAUGUUCACUUCCCUCUCUUGUAAUACUUCUCUUUUUGGCUUGGAUGAUUAUGACAGACUCUGCGGCCCAGGGAGGCCACCCCUUCGUUCGCACCUUUUUUUUCUUUUUGUUGAUACGGGCCUGCUUUCCUUUCGUUGGUGGAUUAUAAGCAGGCGGCCUUUUCUGUUGGCGUAUACCCGUUUGUCAUGUCCUGGCUCGUUCUCCUUGGGAUUUCUAUAUCUUGUCGUAAUACAUGGAUGACUUGAACCCCCGAUCUUUUUCCGACUUGCUCCAUUUCUCAGUUCAACCUUGCCGUUUCUUGAUGGCACAAAUACCUCUUUACACCCUCUCCUUUCCCGCAUCUACUAGCCUGUCCGUGUUUGUCCAUUUGUCUGAUCGCGAGAGACUGACAUGCUCUAGGUGAAAGUAAACAUAGGCUAAUUGUGCAGAGGAAGAAGGCCAGAAUGUAUGUUACAGAAAGGCAAACUGCGUUGGAGCCGCCUAUCCGGUGAUGAUGGUACCACUUUUCAGCUUCUUCCUCCUUCGGCUCAGGUUAUGGAAAGGGAAAACCGUGUUCUGACCCGACAGGCUUACAAAUCCGGAUGAAAACCUUUCCUUCAACAUCAUACGCAUCCCCUUCGUAAGC
This is a messenger RNA of Gaeumannomyces tritici R3-111a-1, 3807 nucleotides long. Its product is annotated as kinesin family protein. NCBI's taxonomy places the organism in Eukaryota, Fungi, Ascomycota, Sordariomycetes, Magnaporthales, Magnaporthaceae. Gene Ontology annotation, cellular component: nucleus; kinesin complex; microtubule. Gene Ontology annotation, biological process: microtubule-based movement. The record is from RefSeq and is a predicted model, not a curated record. Bases 667 to 3087 code for a protein of 806 amino acids. Gene Ontology annotation, molecular function: microtubule motor activity; ATP hydrolysis activity; ATP binding. The transcript has 4 exons.